CUGCAGCAGUGUGCCGGUAGGAACAAAGAGGCUCUGUUGGAGUAAGACGAAGGUAGAAACGUUGUCGAAGAGAACAGUAGAAAACCAAUAAUUAUGCCAUCCUUCCGCACCAUUCGAAAUAGGUCGUGCAUGAUUUUUGUAGCAGCAGUUCUACUGCCACUACAGUAUGAAUUUGUGCAGUCGUUGUCUCUUCGUCAGACUCAAUAUCAGAUCAAGUCCUUCUCGUCGGUAGAAGACGAAGUCAAGUUAGAGGAUGAGUUUCGGGUGAUGGAUAGAAGUUCUUCAUUGCUAUCUCGCCGGAGUGCCGUGACUGCUUCCACCGUCGCUUUGUUCUCGCAGUGCUUUGCUGCCAACGCUGCCGAUGAUGCUACCCAAUUUCCCACAUCUGCUGGCCGACGAGGUUGCAAAACUGAGACAAAUCCAUCCCGUACCAUUGUAACAUGUAGAGGGGACAUGCAAUCAAAUAAUGCCGAUGGACGACUAUCGAAAAUAGCCGCGACGGAGAAUGGUGUGUCGACAUCUUCGGUUAAAAACCCAUCUCGGUUCUCUCCUCCCUGGACAUACCUCACAGAAACGGACGAUCCGAAAAAGGCAUGGAGAUCACUUCAAUCGGCAGUGCUCAAUGUGGAUCCUACGUGCCAAAUUAUUGAAAUUACAGAUACGUAUUUGCACGCCACUGUUGCGACGUCCGCACCACCAGGCAUCGAUGGCCUGGAUGAUAUGGAAUUUUUGAUACGCCCGGAAGAUAAUGUGGUUUUGUACAGAUCAGCUAGCCGGACAUCAGUAUUUGUGUAUCCCUUGACGCAGCCUGUUAGCGAUAAUAACACUAAUUUGAAAAGACUGCAAAAGAUUCGAGCGACUUUGGGAUGGGAAGAGCUCGGUUAUCAGCAAAAAGGAUCUAUGAGGAUAUAAUACGAGUGAAUUUCAUUUUUGGUCCAAACAAUACCUGGACGUCGUGCGCCUUGUCACACAAUUGUAAACGAAACGUCAAAAACGCCUUUUACUAUUAUUAUCGAAUUGAAAGAAACUCAUUUACAUUGGUUUGAAGGCUGCAUGAUGGGGUUAUCAAAAUUAUGGUCUCACUCCUUGUUGCAGAACUUGUUGUACUGAACAACCUCUAAUAUUAGGUCAAAUGGAAAUUUCCAUGAUGUUUGAUAGCACAUUCCAUUCCAGUUUGACGAGCAAAUCAACUUUCUAACAAUCA
Pseudo-nitzschia multistriata is the source of this 1204-nucleotide messenger RNA. The record is from the annotation of a GenBank genome assembly. NCBI's taxonomy places the organism in Eukaryota, Bacillariophyta, Bacillariophyceae, Bacillariales, Bacillariaceae.